CAUAAUGAACAAAAUAAAUAAAAAUAAAUAAAUACUACUGCUACAAACAUGUAAGCAUCAAUCAAUCAAGACGAAAUAUAAACCGAGAGAGAGUGGAAUAGAAUAGGCGUUGGUGUGUGUAUGGUUCUGAAUCUCCAUUCCUUUUUAUCUUCACUAAUCCAUUCCCAUCUCUCAAUUCCCUCCCCUUCUCCACACGAUUCCCGUCUCUCUCUCCUCACGCUUUCUCUCUCUACACUCCUGUAUUCAAAACCACACGCAUUUCUAAUUAUUCACGCAUGUAAUUAAAAACACACACUACUAGGUUUAUUACUUUCCACGAUUGACUCGCCAUGUCUGUGCAGUCAAUACCGCACCUACUCUACUCUAAUUCCGUGUUUUCGAGCAACAGAGACUGUGUGUUCGUUGAUUUUAUAGGCCUGUCUGCUAAAUCAAGACGCCGUGUUAGAGCUGCUUCUGGUGUUUCAGCUGUUAGUAAGUUUAAGCGCGCGAAUUUCUCGCCGAUUAAAGCUGUUAUUGAUCUCGAAAGACUCGGAAAUGCGUCAACGCAGUCGGAGAAUCCCGAGCGCAAGGCUGCCAACUUGGAAGAUAUAUUGUCGGAAAGAGGGGCAUGCGGAGUUGGAUUUAUUGCUAAUUUGGAGAAUAAAGCAUCCAAUAGUAUAAUUAAGGAUGCUCUUACUGCCCUUGGCUGCAUGGAACACCGUGGAGGUUGUGGAGCUGAUAAUGACUCUGGUGAUGGUUCCGGAGUCAUGAGUUCCAUUCCUUGGGGACUUUUUAAUAACUGGGCUGAAACACAAGGUCUUGCUCCUUUCGAUAAGUUGCACACAGGUGUUGGAAUGGUUUUUCUACCCAGAGACGCUGCCCAAUGUGAAACUGCCAAAACAGCUAUAAAUAAUAUCUUUAAACAAGAGGGUCUUGAAGUGAUUGGAUGGAGGCCGGUACCUGUAGAUACUGCUGUAGUUGGUUAUUAUGCAAGAGAAACCAUGCCAAACAUACAACAAGUUUUCGCCAGAAUUAUUAAUGAAGAAAAUGUAGAUGAUAUUGAAAGAGAACUGUAUAUUUGCCGAAAAUUAAUUGAAAGAGUGGCAAACUCAGAAGCUUGGGGAAAUGAGUUGUAUUUCUGCUCGUUGUCCAACCAGACUAUAGUUUACAAGGGGAUGUUGCGCUCAGAGGUUCUUGGAAGAUUUUACUAUGAUCUCCAGAAUGAUCUCUAUGAGACCCCUUUUGCCAUUUAUCAUCGGAGGUACAGCACAAAUACUAGUCCUAGAUGGCCACUUGCUCAACCAAUGAGGUUACUUGGUCAUAAUGGGGAGAUCAACACCAUACAGGGAAAUUUGAACUGGAUGCAAUCACGGGAAGCCUCAUUGAAAGCGUCUGUUUGGCGUGGUCGUGAAAAUGAAAUUCGUCCUUUUGGCAAUCCAAAAGGAUCGGACUCUGCAAAUCUUGAUAGCACAGCAGAGUUGUUGCUUAGAAGUGGCCGCACUUCUGAGGAAGCUUUGAUGAUCCUGGUUCCAGAGGCAUACAAGAAUCAUCCAACUUUGACAAUAAAAUAUCCUGAGGUUGCUGAUUUUUAUGAUUAUUACAAAGGUCAAAUGGAGGCUUGGGAUGGACCUGCCUUACUCUUGUUUAGUGAUGGAAAAACAGUAGGCGCCUGUCUUGAUCGGAAUGGACUUCGUCCUGCGAGAUAUUGGCGGACAAUAGACAAUGUCGUUUAUGUUGCAUCUGAGGUUGGUGUUGUCCCCAUGGAUGAGUCGAAAGUUAUAAUGAAAGGGCGGCUAGGUCCAGGAAUGAUGAUAACAGCUGAUUUAACAAGUGGUCAGGUUUAUGAGAAUACGGAGGUUAAGAAACGUGUUGCAUCAUCCCUUCCCUAUGGGAAGUGGUUGACUGAAAAUAUGCGAUCCCUGGAGGCUAGAAAGUUUCUAUCGACAAGCACUAUGGAGAGUGAAACAAUACUAAGACGGCAACAAGCACAUGGGUACUCCAGUGAAGACGUCCAAAUGGUUAUUGAAUCUAUGGCUUCACAAGGGAAGGAGCCUACAUUCUGCAUGGGCGAUGAUGCUCCAUUGGCAAUACUAUCGCAGAAGUCACACAUGCUUUAUGAUUAUUUCAAGCAAAGAUUUGCUCAGGUGACUAAUCCAGCUAUAGAUCCUCUUAGAGAAGGAUUGGUAAUGUCACUGGAAAUAAAUCUUGGGAAGCGUAGAAACAUAUUAGAGGUUGGACCUGAGAAUGCCUCUCAGGUGAGUUUGUCGAGCCCUGUUCUUAAUGAAGGGGAGCUGGAGUCCCUACUGGCGGAUCCCAGCUUGAAACCCCAAAUUCUACCUACCUUCUUUGACAUAAGAAAGGGUGUUGAUGGUUCAUUGGAGAAGACAUUAUAUAAGCUUUGUGAAGCAGCAGAUGAAGCUGUUAGAAAUGGUUCUCAAUUGCUAAUUCUCUCUGACAGAUCUGAUGAACUCGAACCAACUCGGCCUGCAAUUCCGAUACUUCUGGCAGUGGGUGCUGUUCAUCAGCAUCUAAUUCAGAAUGGUCUGCGGAUGUCAGCUUCAAUUGUUGUGGACACAGCUCAAUGCUUCAGUACACAUCAUUUUGCUUGUUUAAUAGGAUAUGGUGCAAGUGCUGUAUGUCCAUACCUGGCACUGGAGACAUGUCGACAGUGGCGCCUGAGCAACAAAACUGUAAAUCUGAUGCGGAAUGGGAAGAUGCCAACUGUUACAAUUGAACAGGCUCAAAAGAAUUACUGCAAGGCAGUUAAAUCUGGUCUACUAAAGAUUCUGUCGAAAAUGGGUAUCUCAUUGCUUUCAAGUUAUUGUGGGGCACAAAUAUUUGAGAUAUAUGGACUUGGAAAAGAGAUAGUUGAUCUUGCAUUUUAUGGGAGUGUCUCAAGAGCUGGUGGAUUGACGCUAGAUGAGUUAGCAAGGGAGACUUUGUCUUUUUGGGUGAAGGCAUUUUCUGAGGAUACGGCUAAACGACUUGAAAAUUUUGGGUUUAUACAAAAUAGACCAGGAGGGGAAUACCAUGGAAACAACCCUGAGAUGUCAAAGCUGCUUCACAAAGCAGUACGCCAGAAGGUGGAGAGUGCAUAUUCAGUUUACCAGCAGCAUUUGGCUAAUCGACCUGUUAAUGUUUUCCGUGAUCUUUUGGAGUUUAAAAGUGAUCGUUCCCCAAUUUCAGUUGGAAAGGUGGAAUCUGCUGCAUCGAUUGUCCAACGAUUUUGUACUGGUGGAAUGUCCCUUGGAGCAAUUUCUAGGGAAACACACGAGGCAAUUGCAAUUGCAAUGAAUAGAAUUGGUGGUAAAUCUAAUUCUGGUGAAGGAGGGGAGGAUCCUAUUCGCUGGAGCCCUCUCACUGAUGUUGUUGAUGGGUACUCACCCACACUGCCUCAUUUAAAAGGGCUACAAAAUGGGGAUAUUGCAACAAGUGCCAUCAAGCAGGUUGCCUCGGGACGAUUUGGUGUCACUCCUACAUUCUUGGUCAAUGCUGAACAAAUAGAAAUCAAAAUUGCACAAGGUGCAAAGCCUGGUGAAGGUGGGCAAUUGCCUGGGAAGAAAGUUAGUGCGUAUAUUGCAAGACUAAGGAACUCCAAACCCGGUGUUCCUUUGAUUUCUCCUCCUCCGCACCAUGACAUUUAUUCCAUCGAGGAUCUUGCUCAGUUAAUUUUUGACCUUCAUCAGGUCAAUCCUAAGGCUAAAGUCUCCGUUAAACUCGUGGCUGAAGCUGGCAUUGGAACGGUGGCUUCUGGGGUUGCGAAGGGCAAUGCUGAUGUUAUACAGAUAUCUGGGCAUGACGGGGGAACUGGUGCCAGUCCCAUAAGUUCCAUCAAGCAUGCUGGAGGUCCUUGGGAACUUGGACUUACUGAAACUCACCAGACACUAAUUGAAAACGGAUUAAGAGAAAGGGUCAUUCUUAGAGUUGAUGGCGGAUUCAAAAGCGGGGUUGAUGUUAUGAUGGCGGCUGCAAUGGGUGCUGAUGAAUAUGGAUUUGGUUCUGUUGCAAUGAUUGCUACUGGAUGUGUCAUGGCUCGCAUUUGCCACACAAAUAAUUGUCCAGUUGGUGUUGCCAGUCAGAGAGAAGAACUACGAGCACGUUUUCCUGGUGUUCCUGGUGACCUUGUCAACUACUUUUUAUAUGUGGCCGAGGAGGUGAGAGGCAUGAUGGCACAACUGGGUUAUGAGAAACUGGAUGAUAUAAUUGGACGCACAGAUUUGCUGAGACCUCGGGAUGUUUCAUUAGUGAAAACUCAGCAUCUUGAUCUCAGCUAUGUGCUUUCUAAUGUUGGAUUACCAAAGUUGAGCAGCACUGAAAUUAGGAAACAAGAUGCUCACAGUAACGGACCUGUGUUGGACGAUAUAUUACUUGCAGAUGCAGAGCUUUCAGAUGCAAUCGAGAAUGAAAAAGUUGUCAAUAAAACCGUACAUAUAUACAAUGUGGACCGUGCUGUUUGUGGGCGUAUAGCUGGUGUUGUUGCUAAGAAAUAUGGCGAUACGGGCUUCGCGGGGCAGCUCAAUAUAACAUUUUUAGGGAGCGCUGGGCAGUCCUUUUCAUGUUUCCUGAUACCAGGAAUGAACAUUCGGCUAGUAGGAGAAGCUAAUGACUAUGUGGGCAAGGGUAUGGCUGGUGGCGAAUUGGUUGUGACCCCUGUUGAAAAUACUGGUUUUAUUCCUGAGGAUGCCGCUAUAGUUGGGAAUACGUGUCUUUAUGGAGCUACAGGUGGUCAAGUAUUUGUUAGAGGCAAAGCUGGGGAGCGCUUUGCUGUGAGAAACUCUCUUGCUCAAGCAGUGGUUGAAGGUGCUGGAGAUCAUUGCUGUGAGUACAUGACUGGCGGUUGUGUUGUGGUGCUAGGGAAGGUGGGUAGAAAUGUAGCUGCUGGUAUGACUGGAGGUUUGGCUUACCUUCUUGAUGAGGAUGAUACUCUAAUCCCCAAGGUAAAUAAGGAGAUCGUAAAGAUUCAGAGAGUCGUUGCCCCUGUUGGUCAGAUGCAGCUGAAGACCCUUAUUGAAGCUCAUGUUGAAAAAACUGGAAGCAGCAAAGGGUCUUCUAUCUUGAAAGAGUGGGACAGAUAUCUGCCACUCUUUUGGCAACUUGUUCCGCCUAGUGAGGAAGACACCCCAGAGGCUUGUGCUGAAUAUGAGCAAACAAGUGCUGGACGUGUCACCGUUCAGUCCACUUAGGGCAAAGAUUGUAUAUACUCUUGGCCUAAUCUGUGUCGCAAGUUUGCACUGAUGACCGAAGCCGAACAGGACUAUGCACUGUGGAAAGUCAGCUUGCCAUAACUGUAAAUUGCAGAAUUUAGUGGUUGCUGACAGAGUCGAAGACCCUGCUCUUCAACUAAAACCAUGCAGUCAAGCACCCUUCUUGGGUACUUCAGCAGAUGUAUAGCAACACCAAAGAAGCGUAUAUGUUAUCACAGGUUUUUGGUUUCUGUGAAUUUAUUUUAGUGGUUUGGAUUUGCAAUGAUGCUCUAUCAUUAGCUAUUCUUCAUUGCUUUCCGUAAUUAUACUAAGAAAAAGAUACAGAACUAAAUUAUACUUACUCGAGCUAUAAUUGAUUUCCCCUAAUUAAAACAGUUAUUCUUUCGUCUUAAA
This is a messenger RNA of Daucus carota subsp. sativus, 5576 nucleotides long. Its product is annotated as ferredoxin-dependent glutamate synthase, chloroplastic. The transcript is spliced from 33 exons. Gene Ontology annotation, molecular function: glutamate synthase (NADH) activity. Gene Ontology annotation, biological process: ammonia assimilation cycle. Lineage: Eukaryota; Viridiplantae; Streptophyta; Magnoliopsida; Apiales; Apiaceae. The record is from RefSeq and is a predicted model, not a curated record. The coding region runs from base 330 to 5162 and encodes 1610 amino acids.